This is a messenger RNA of Volvox carteri f. nagariensis, 1313 nucleotides long. RefSeq lists its product as uncharacterized. Gene Ontology annotation, molecular function: oxidoreductase activity; antioxidant activity. Lineage: Eukaryota; Viridiplantae; Chlorophyta; Chlorophyceae; Chlamydomonadales; Volvocaceae. Bases 20 to 733 code for a protein of 237 amino acids. The transcript has 8 exons. The record is from RefSeq and is a predicted model, not a curated record.
GCGUUAUCAGUUAGCAGAAAUGGCACUCACAAUGCAGUCGCGCAGCACGUGCGUUCGCAUGGGUCAGCGCCGCGUUGGCGCUCCCAUCGGCGCUCAGGUCAUUGCACCAGCACGCCGGCUGAGUGUCGCGCGCGCCAAGACAGAAAGUGUGGACCUGCCUGUUGGAGAGCCAGCGCCUUACUUUGAGCUGCCCGAUGCGGUGACCGGGAAGACCGUCAGCCUGAACGAGUUCAAAGGCGCACCCGCCACCCUGGUUAUGUUCAUUUGCAACCACUGUCCCUACGUGGUACAUCUGAAGAGCGCCAUCGUGGAUGUGGUGAAGGAGUACUCCAGCAAGGGGCUGAAGGCGGUGGCCAUCAGCAGUAACUCCACUCAGACCCACCCGCAGGACGGGCCGGAGAAGAUGGCGGAAGACGCCAAGAAGUACGGCUACCCAUUUCCGUACCUGUUUGACGAAUCGCAAGACGUCGCCAAGGCCUACAAGGCCGCAUGCACCCCCGAGUUUUACAUCUUUGACUCGGAACUCAAGCUCACCUACCACGGCCAGUGGGACUCUACGCGGCCUAAACAGGACCCUCCCCAGAUCCCCACCAGUGUGGACAUCCGAGCGGCUCUGGAUGCAACACUGGCCGGAAAGCCGGCACCCAAGUCGCGACCGAGCAUCGGUUGCAAUAUUAAGUGGACCCCUGGCAAGGAGCCCGAGUACUAUGGUGCCCAGAUCGUCAAGAAGUAGAGAACCGCCAAUCCCAGACCCCCUCCCUCUAUGGGUUUUGUCAGUUACACAGCUGAGCUGAGCUGAGCUCCAUAAGGCCUGUGUGCCUUACGGAGUGCAACAUCAAGAGGGUAUCGAGUGUCGUCCUGUUCAUUGAUGUCGUACGGCUGUAUGGCGCUGUGAAAAAGAAGUUAGCGUUCAAGCACUUGCCGAGCUCCUGAGAAUUGCCUACGAGGCGCGGCGAGAGGCUACAUGCAGAGGCUGUAGAGAUGCAUGCACAGGCCGCAUUCCCGUCGGAGCAGCUAAUGUGCUCAAUCAUGCAGUGUUUGGUGUGCCUCAAAUUUCAUGAACUGACCUGGAUACACUUCUGAGUCUCAGCUACCCAAGGAAGGUAACACGCUGUCCUGGUCAACUUGUCCUGUGCCUUAGAUCGUGUCCAACUCCCUGUGUGUGUAUAUGUUGUGCUGUUGGGCUUACAAAGGCAUAAUUGCCAGAGGUGAGUUUGAGCUGAUGAAAGGUUUCUUGUCCAUAUGGAGCCAGGAAAGCAAAGGGCUUCACGUGCCGUGCUUUCGCGACCCUAUUGAUUUAAAAUUUCGCACAC